UCACCAGCGAUUUCCUUUCCAAGUGUCAUACCCACUAAAUCAAUGAUUGGAUAACUCUCCACGUGUCAAAUCCACCACAUCACACACCAGUUCUCACACUGAUUCAUAUUACAACUUUCCUAUAUAUAAGAACGUUGAGAAAAAAAGGCACUUAAAAUAAACCAAACCGGGAGAAACUAUAAAAAAGCAAACACACACCCUACUCAGUUAUGGCUAACUCACCAGAAUCAAAUCCCAUUAGCCAUGGUUCCUCAUUAGGAGCACCCUUGCUCGUCCCAUCAAAAGAACCCGGAUGGGAUUCCGGGCCUGGAUCCGAACCCCAGAAGGUUUGCAUAGACGACAUGUUGCAAAACUACUGCGGAGAAUUUGGGUACUGGCAGCUGAAACACUUUGUUUUAACGAGCCUGGCGUGGGCCCUGGAAGCUUUCCAUACUAUGGUGAUGAUAUUUGCAGACAGGGAACCUGGGUGGCGGUGUGUUGGAGAGUUAGGGUGUGAUGAGAAGGAGAGCAACGUUUGUGGGUUGGAACCAGGGUCCUGGGAAUGGGAGGGUGGUCCGGGGAGCUCCACGGUGGCUCAGUGGGGAUUGGUUUGUGGACAGAAGUAUAAGGUUGGGCUUGUGCAAGCCUUGUUUUUUGGCGGCUGCAUGAUUGGUGCAGGGGUUUUUGGUCAUCUAUCAGAUUCAAAACUGGGAAGAAAAGGUUCCUUAACCGUGGUCUGCAUCUUAAAUGCCAUAUUUGGUUGCCUUACAUCAUUAGCCCCUGACUACUCUACCUAUCUCCUACUCCGCUUAGUAACGGGAUUCAGCACCGGAGGUGUCGGCCUCUGUUCCUUCGUCCUGGCCACUGAACCUGUUGGUCCAACGAAACGUGGUGUUGCUGGAAUGUCGACGUUCUAUUUCUUUUCGACCGGAAUCGCAUUGCUCUCGGGCAUAGCGUACAUUUUUCCUUCAUGGCGUGCGCUUUACGUUGCCUCGUCUGUCCCCUCUAUCCUUUUCCUUGUCCUGGUGGUCCCUUUGAUCUCUGAGUCCCCACGUUGGUAUCUUGUUCGUGGGAAAAUGAAUGAAGCCAUGAAAAUUAUGCGCACCAUAGCUAAUGCCAACGGACAUCACCUUCCUGAUGAGGUCAUCCUUGCACUGGAUGAUGAAUCUAAUGAUGCUUCAAAUGGUAAUCAAAUUUGGGAAGCAGCAACAGUUGAAAAAGAAGCAAUCAGUGGUUCCAUUGUAGAUGUAAUCCGAUCACCAAUCACUCGAAUUCGACUAUUCUUAGCAGUGGGAAUCAACUUCACCUGCUCCGUCGUGUACUAUGGCCUUAGCUUAAAUGUCGUCAACCUCGAGACAAACCUUUACCUCACUGUCCUACUUAACGCGGUAGCUGAAAUGCCAGCAUUCACCAUAACAGCAGUUCUGUUGGACAAAUUUGGAAGGAAGCCAUUGGCAAUUGGGACACAAUGGUUUAGUGCAAUCUUCUGCUUCAUGGGGAGCCUUAUGGGCAAUGUAGGAAUAUCCAAAGUAAUAAGAAUGUGUUGUGGGCUUCUGGGGAUAUUCGGCAUGGCUGGGACUUACAAUUUGUUGUUUAUCUACACAGCAGAGCUCUUCCCUACAGUGGUGAGAAAUGCAGCACUUGGAUGUGCAACUCAAGCAGCCCAAAUGGGAGCUAUAUUGGCACCAUUUGUGGUGGUUUUGGGUGGUGGUUUUCCAUUUCUGGUGUUUGGGGUAUGUGGAUUGAUUGGAGGAAUGCUUGCAUACUACUUACCAGAGACAUUAAACAAGCCAUUGUAUGACACAAUGACAGGAUUGGAAGAGGGAGAACUUGCUUGAAAGUUGAAUAUAUAAAUGGUGUCAAUUAUUUGUCACCCAGAGCAGCUUCAUUUCAUCAUUGAGCAUUUAAAGUUUGCAAAAUGGGAUUUUCGCUGCAACAGAAUCAGAAAAAUCAAGAUUUCAGUAAGGGAACAAGGGCAAACAAGUUUUAUAUGGUUUGAGAUUGUUGAUGAACGAAAUAUAGGAGAACCAAGUUGAAUAAGCUUUGAUGAACAAUAUACAUAUUGAAUAAUUUGAUCU
Molecule: messenger RNA, 2057 nt
Organism: Gossypium arboreum
Lineage: Eukaryota; Viridiplantae; Streptophyta; Magnoliopsida; Malvales; Malvaceae
Product: organic cation/carnitine transporter 4-like
Exons: 2
Coding region: 210-1817 (535 amino acids)
Biological process (GO): transmembrane transport
Cellular component (GO): membrane
Molecular function (GO): transmembrane transporter activity
Source: RefSeq, a predicted model, not a curated record